This is a messenger RNA of Raphanus sativus (radish), 1347 nucleotides long. Its product is annotated as cyclin-H1-1. The record is from RefSeq and is a predicted model, not a curated record. Gene Ontology annotation, cellular component: transcription factor TFIIK complex; nucleus. Lineage: Eukaryota; Viridiplantae; Streptophyta; Magnoliopsida; Brassicales; Brassicaceae. Gene Ontology annotation, biological process: regulation of cyclin-dependent protein serine/threonine kinase activity; regulation of transcription by RNA polymerase II. The transcript has 13 exons. Gene Ontology annotation, molecular function: cyclin-dependent protein serine/threonine kinase regulator activity. The coding region runs from base 199 to 1203 and encodes 334 amino acids.
CUGAAAUUGAGACGGAAAAAACGCCGUCGACAUCGUGCGUGAAUUUGAUCGGCGAUCUCAGUCGCAGCCGUCAAAAACUGACGAAAAACACACACUGUUUGAUAAAGAGAGAUACUGUUACUCUGUUUUGUUUUUAAAGAAAGGGAGACACUUUUAUAACUUCACACAAGUCUGAUUUUUCAAUUUUGAAUCUUUGUAAUGGCGGAUUUUCAGACAUCAACUCAACGUGCCAAGUGGGUUUUCACUCCACAGAAAUUGGCAGAGAGAUAUAAAGCUGCUAACCAGAGGGCAGUGCAAUUGCUGGAGAAGUGUGGAACAACCCAAGUUGAAGUAGAUGCCAGUGGAUCACUAACUUAUCCUACAGAGAAUGCACGAGAUCAGGCAGCUGAUAAGAAGCUUAAACCUUUGAGUGUUGAUGAAGAACGUUUCAUGAGAGCAUUUUAUGAGGCCAAAGUCCAAGAAGUGUGCAGUGCCUUUGAGUUCCCUCACAAGAUUCAGGCAACAGCGCUCCAAUACUUUAAAAGGUUUUAUCUGCAAUGGUCUGUUAUGCAACAUCAUCCAAAAGAGAUAAUGCUAACCUGCGUGUAUGCAGCAUGUAAAAUAGAGGAGAAUCAUGUAUCUGCUGAGGAAAUAGGGAAAGGGAUCAAACAAGAUCACCACAUAAUCCUCAAGUAUGAGAUGGCUGUUCUUCAGAGUUUGGAAUUUGAUCUGAUUGUUUUUGCACCGUAUCGUGCAAUGGAAGGCUUUGUCAGUAACAUGGAGGAGUUUCUUCAAGCUAGAGACGAUGAGAUCCAAAAGCUGGAGAGUUUGCUCAAAGCGGCAACAGCAGAAGCAGAUAAAAUUAUGCUCACAGAUGCUCCACUCCUCUUUCCUCCUGGUCAGUUGGCGUUGGCUGCGUUGCGUAUUGCAAAUGGGGUUCUUGGAGUGGUUGAUUUUGAUAGGUACCUAGAGAGCAUUGUUUCUCAACCGAACUCUGAGCACACGACUUCACACCUUUCAAACUUACUUGAUGACAUCGAAUCUUUGGUGAAGAACUACAAGUACCCGAGUGAAAAGGACAUGAAGCAUAUCAACAGGAAGCUAAAAUCUUGUCUAGGACAUAGUUCUUCACAUGACGAGAGUAAGAAACGGGAGAAGAGAUCGAAGCACAAGUCACAUAGGAGCUCCAGUGAUGCACCACCAAACGGGCCACCGGCUGGUUGAUUUUUCUCGUUUUGCCAAUAGCAAUCCUCUCUGAGAGUUUGUUCCCCUGUUUUUCUGUCCUGCAACAGUAACAUUUAGUGGACUUUGGAUUGUGAAUUUGAAGUUUAUAUUUAUUUCAGCGAAAUGGAAGUUAAAAGACCAUAA